Messenger RNA from Lentinula edodes (shiitake mushroom), 3039 nucleotides. Its product is annotated as glycogenin. The transcript has 3 exons. The record is from RefSeq and is a predicted model, not a curated record. Gene Ontology annotation, cellular component: cytoplasm. Gene Ontology annotation, molecular function: glycosyltransferase activity. Bases 1 to 3039 code for a protein of 1012 amino acids. Lineage: Eukaryota; Fungi; Basidiomycota; Agaricomycetes; Agaricales; Omphalotaceae.
AUGGCAUCCCAGUAUGCCUUUGUCACCCUGCUGACGUCCGACCAUUAUCUUCCAGGUGCACUUACUCUGGCUGCUGCACUCCGGGAUGUCCAUCCUUCCCCCGCAGUUAGUCCCGAAGUUGAAUUCCAAACAGUGUGUUUGGUCACUCCGGAAACAGUCGACGUUUCCACCAUCAAGCUCCUCAGAAAGGCUUUCGACAUUGUGAUUGGUGUUGAACUCAUUGCUCAGGAUGAUGAAGAAGGCCUAAAACUGUUAGGCCGUCCGGAUCUCAACGAAGUGCUCACAAAACUACACGUAUUUCGUUUAACACAAUAUUCGAAAAUCAUAUUUCUGGACGCCGAUGUCCUUCCGGUUCAACCUUUGUCCCACCUGUUUACGAUUCCCCACGAGUUUUCAGCUGCCCCGGAUGUAGGCUGGCCUGAUAUAUUCAACUCUGGUGUUCUAGUACUUUCUCCGGGUGAGGAGAAAUUUUCGGAGCUUCGGGAACUCUUAAAAACGAAAGGAAGUUGGGAUGGUGGGGACCAGGGAAUUCUCAAUGAGUGGAGAGGAGAUAAUUGGAACAGACUUAGCUUCACGUACAACACUACUCCAACGGCAGCUUACACAUAUGCACCUGCUUAUGAACGGUUCGGCAAACAGAUUUCCGCUAUCCAUUUCAUCGGUCCCCACAAACCUUGGAAAUCCAUCCAAUAUCGAGCUCCGUUCCUUUCUCAGCAACCACAACAACCAUCGGAGCCUCAUCAGCGCGCAUAUGACUAUGAUUCGCUGGUCGACAAAUGGUUUAACGUGUAUGACACGCAUUAUCGUGCGGAAGCUAUUGUUCCCGAAACAAAUUUCGAGGUGCAAAGAUAUGUAUCAGCAUGGGAUGAGCAAAUUCAAAAGGGCGCACCUGCCUUAGUUUCCAGCCAACCUGAAGCGCUUGGCCUGGAAGAACUACGACGUCUUGCAAUACAAGGGAUCAAUUCCUCUGUCAAUUCUUCGGAAAAUAGGAUUGGAGAAGGAGAAUAUAAAAGUAUGCCUCUUGAAGGUCGUGUAGAUUUGAUGAGGCCUCAACCGCCUCCCAGAUUACACGAACAGAGAGAAGAUGAAGUGCGGCACUUGUCCAUUGAUACGCAGCCCCAUCAGGCAUCAUCACUUUAUGGUUCUUCUCCUCGGACACCUGGUCCUAACGAAAUUCCUCCCAGCCCUCAUCCUCAGACCAUUUCCCUUCCGCCUACACCCUCAUUAACUGCUAGUGAACAUUACAUACCUCAACCUCACUACGAGAAUCAGAAACAACCGGAACAUCAUGACUACCAGGCACCUUUACCUCAGCAGCACUUUGAGUAUCAACAAUCGUUCCUCCCGCCGUCUCAGGAACAGCCUUCUUCUGAAACUGUGCACAAGUCACCGUCUCAACCUUACAUUCCGCCGACCCUGGAACAGCACUCAGAGCUUCGUCAUCAGACACCACCUCGCCCAUCUUCUCCUCCGAAGCUUCUUUGGAAUCCAGCCGUCGAACCCCCUCCAAACACCGCACCUCCUCCAUCUGCGUUUCCCUCUGACACGUACUUCCAAAAUAUAUGGGAUCAGGCUCCGAGCAAGCAGCAUGAUCGCACUCAUCCGCAUACACAUUAUACGAUAUCACCGACACCGGAUUCUGGGGCAUUUUUCGAGCCUCCGCCUCCCAGUCACAUUCCAGAGCGUAUACAAGACCAUUACAAAAAUGUUAUCGGCGAUGUACAUCAUGAUCCAUCCGCGGCGCCAAAUCCAAAUCUAAAUAAAGUGAAGCAUGUCUUCCCUUGGGAAGAUAAGCCUCGUUCAAAGCCUGGGCGUGUGUUCCCUGCUUCAGACGCUCCCCCUGCAGAACUGUUUACAAGUUCGAUGGUAGCUGAGGAACCUGAGAGGCCUCCGAGCCCUGAACCGGUAAAAGAGGUCUUUUCUCCACCUUCCAAGCCCAAUCCUCCCCCUCCUAAAGGACUUCCAGCUACUUUAUCAUAUGCUAAUGCUUGGGAUACAGUGCCGAGUAUACAGCGAUACGCUUCCCGACUUGUGCGUCCGCCACCUGCGCAACCCCCGCCCAUACCUUUCGAUAGCGAAGAUUAUCGGCAUUACCGGCGAGGGAAAAAGAGCUGGGAUGAGCGAACCGAUGCUAGUAGCCGAGAUGGAGACGAUGAAGACAAUACCGACUCGGACGAUGACGAACCAGUGGUCAGCCGACUCGCCGAUAGUGACAAUGAAACUUCCGUAUCGGGCUCGUCUAGCCGCACGAGAUCGAGGAGAGGUUCGUCGGCGAGUUAUGGUGUGAAAUCCAAAAAGAAAGAAUACCGAGUACGUGGCGUUCAGACUAUUUCUCCAGAAAUGCGGGAGCAGGCCGUUCAAGUUUCUAUUCUUGUUGAAUCGCCAAAGGUAUCGAAUGCACCAAAACUAUUGCAAGAUCAGAAAAUUGGAAGCCCGAGAAGAAGCUCUCUAACACUCCAAACGGGUAACUCGAGACGACCCCAAUGGACAACAUCAUCAGUUCCAAGCGCACUACCGCCGAUAGUUAGUGUUGGUAGAGGGGGCUCACCAGAAUCUAGGGUCAACCCAACAGGUACCGGUAUAGGAUUAGGCGGGAAUGACGCACCCAACUCACGUACUUCUCCGACUCUAGAUCCUCUUUCUCCUCGCGAGUUUGGAUUUAAGGAAUCACCCACAGCUGUGCGACCGCCAGCCAGAAGCAGUUCGUCUUCUACUAUAACGCCUUCUAAUGCCAACGUGGUCGCCACGGCGGGUGUGAACCAACGUUCUUUCGGAUCUCCGCAAGGCCCCAGUGCUCCGCCGUUGGGUCCUUUGCGUAAUACAUCAAACGACUCGACGAUCACUUCCCCUCCUUCGUCUGCUGGUCCUGUAUCGCCUCACGAAGGACAGCCUAUCGCCUCAGUAGCGUCUUCCAGAAAAGCUGGGCGAGUGUUUGACCCUGCAAGAGGCGUCGAGUUGUUCAAACGUGGAUCGGAGGAAGUUUUGGCUAGGUUUCUAAAAAUGAGCUCAUGGGAGGAAGAGUCCUCUCCUCAGCGGUGA